UUGUACUAUACCGUACACUUGUUUGCAGGUUUCGAAUGCGCGACGUGCGGGAAAAAGUACAGGCAAAGUUGCUCGUUGGGGCGGCACAUAAAGUACGAAUGCCAAAAAAAGCCGAGGUUCAAGUGCAUUUAUUGUCCGUACAUGUCCAAACACAAACCGCCCGUGAUGAGACACAUGGCGGUGAAACACAACCACCCGAUUGCACCGGGAGAUCAACCUGAGAAGAAGUUCGUUUGUAACGUGUGCGGUAAAGGUUACACUCUGAAGAGAAACUUGAAGUACCACAAGAAAUACCGGUGCUCGAACAAAGUCGUCUUCAGUUGCAAGUUGUGCAAGCACACCUGCUCGUCCAGGUACAAAGUCCGGGGCCAUUUAAAGCUCUGCCACGACAUGGACGUCAGCUACAAGGACACCAAGCACUACAUGGACCUCGAAUCGUUCGGUGGUUACAUUUGGUUCGAUCCGCCCGAGUACAAUUGCCCGGACUGCUUCAAAAUCUACGCGAAAAAAUCGACGUUGGCCAGGCACAUCAAGUACGAGUGCUGCCAACUGCCGAGGUUCGGGUGCACCAUGUGCUCCUACAGGGGCUACCAGAAGACGCACGUCGAGCGCCAUCUGUCGCGCAGGCACGACGUGCAGGACAAAUUCGAGAUACGCAAGAAGAUACUCAAGUACAAGUGCAGUUUGUGCGGCAAAGCGUACAAAAAUCACAAGAGUUUAGUGAGGCAUUUGACGCACGAAUGCCAAAAGGAACCGACCGAAGAAUGCCGGCUCUGCGGCCACAGGACGAUCUACAAAAGCGCUCUAAAGAAACACAUGCUGAGCAAACACUCCGCCGACGUCCUUGGUCUUCAUUCGCAACGUGAGCUGUGUUAUGUUUGCGCCAACUCAGAACGGUUCGGUGACUUGUUUGUAAGAAUAUAUUUUUUUGUAGACGAAACCGCCGAGGAGGCCAUCAGGAACCUGCUGACCGGCGUGGAGAGGAAGUACCAAUGCACCAAGUGCCUUAGACGGUACAAAAAUUCGUACAUCUUGAAACGGCACGUGGAACUCGAGUGCGGAAUCGAACCGAAGUUCCAGUGCACUCUGUGCGGUCACAAGAGCAAACGAAAGCACAAGUGCGAAAAGUGCGGCAGGAGUUAUUUGCACAGGCAAACGUUGAAACGGCACGUUUUGUACGAGUGCGGAAUAAAGCCGUCGAUGAGCUGUUACCGCAUCGAGUGCUCGAUUUGCGGCCGCUUCUACAAGAACGCCAAGAACCUGCGGCAGCACUUGCGCUACGAGUGCCAGAAAGAGCCCCAAUUCGCCUGCUCCUACUGCCCCUACAAGGCCAAGCUCAAGAGCAACCUGAACAAGCACCAAAUCCGGUGCAGCGCCUUCAGGAGCCUCUAUAGCUCCUGA
Messenger RNA from Phyllotreta striolata, 1401 nucleotides. NCBI's taxonomy places the organism in Eukaryota, Metazoa, Arthropoda, Insecta, Coleoptera, Chrysomelidae. The record is from the annotation of a GenBank genome assembly.